This is a messenger RNA of Tachyglossus aculeatus (Australian echidna), 5754 nucleotides long. It is a transcript of the gene LUZP1, whose product is annotated as leucine zipper protein 1. Bases 267 to 3347 code for a protein of 1026 amino acids. NCBI's taxonomy places the organism in Eukaryota, Metazoa, Chordata, Mammalia, Monotremata, Tachyglossidae. The record is from RefSeq and is a predicted model, not a curated record. The transcript has 4 exons.
UCCGAAGUGCUGUGUACAGUGAACUGCACACUGCGGUCCAGCCCCAUCUCGGGUGACCCCGGGAGUGGCUGGCAGCGGUGCCAGGUGUGGAAACUCGUGGGGGAAACUCCAUGUCCUGCCAGGUGGACAACCGUCUCUGGCCCCCAGAGCGACCCAGAAUAGCGGCCCCGCGGGGGAAGAGGGCGGCCUAAGCCCAUCCCCGCCGAGCCAGACUGCGGAGGAGGAGGAGGAGGAGGGGCAGGAGCCCAGAGCCGCCCGGGGCCGAGAUGGCCGAGGUGGCGUCGGGGUACAAGGACGCGGCCACCAGCCGCCACCUGCGCUUCAAGGUGCAGAGCCUGGGGCGCCGCCUGGACGAGUUGGAGGAGGCCACCAAGAACCUGCAGAAGGCGGAGGAGGAGCUGCUGGAGCUGCAGGACAAGGUGACCCAGGCGGAGGGCAGCAACUCGGGCCUGCUGGCCGAGGUGGAGGCCCUGCGCAAGAGGGUGCUGAGGAUCGAGGGCAAGGACGAGGAGCUGCAGAGGGCCGAGGGCCUGUGCCAGCUGCUCCGGGCCAAGCUGGAGGAGGAGGAGGGCCAGAGCCGCGGGCUGCGCAGCGAGAUGGAGCGCCUGCAGCGGCGCAUGGCCCAGCUGGAGAAGCUGGAGGAGGCCUUCGGCCGCAGCAAGAACGACUGCACCCAGCUGUGCCUGAGCCUGCACGAGGAGCGCAACCUGACCAAGAAGAUCACCGCGGAGCUGGAGGCCCUGCGCCUCCGAGUCAGGGAGCUGGAGGCCUCGGAGGACCGGCUGGGCCGGACCGAGCGCAGCCUGGCCGCCGAGCUGGACCGGCUCAAGGCCCUGACCCUGGGCUUCGUCAGCGAGCGCCGCCUCUUCAGCGAGAGGGAGAAGGAGCACGCGCGGCGGAUCGAGGAGCUCACCCGGAAGCUGGAGCUGAAGCACAGGAUCGCCGCCGGCCUCCGGGAGAGGGGCGAGCUGAGGAUCGAGGACGGCCUCACGCCCCCGGCCAAGGAGGCCCGGAGGAAGGGCGCCCUGGCCGACUACCUCAAGCAGGUGGAGAACGAGACCAGGAACCAGGCGGAGAACGACAAGAACCGCAACCAGGAGGACAACAAGGUCCAGGCCCUGCGCCAGGAGGUGGAGAGGCUGACGGCGCAGCUCAAGCGCUACGAGGCCCUGGAGGAGGAGCUGAAGAAGAUGAGGACCAAGAACAACGACCUCCACGACAGCUUCCUCAGCGAGCAGAACCGCAACAGGCUCCUGGCCGGCCAGCUGGAGGAGAUCAAGCUGCAGGUGCAGAACCGGAGGGAGCUGGAGAACGGGGAGGCGGGCGGCGGUGGCGACGACGACCCCUCCCCGGCCGGCCGAGGGAGGCCCGAGCGCGCCAAGGGACGGGGCCCGGCCGCCGAGCCCCCGCCCCCCAGGGCCAAGGCCCUGGAGCUCUCCCCGCAGCCCAGGCGGGAGAGGCCGCGCCCCAAGGAGCCGGCCCCGCACGCCGAACCGGCCCCGCACGCCGAACCGCCCCCUUCGCAAGGCGCCCGCCCCGGCCCCGGUGCCACCGGACGCAGGGCCGCCAAGGGCCCGGACCCCGGGAGGGCCGAGGAGCGGCCGGGGCCGGGCCCCUGUCCGCCCGCCCCGGCCCAGGGCCAGGGGAAGAAGGCCCGAGAGCAGCCACCCGUACUCAGCCGCUACCCACCGGCCGCCCAUGAGCACAGGGCCUGGCGCGGCCCGGCCAGGCCGGGGCCCGAGGGUGGCCUCAAGGGGCGGGCGGAGAAGGCCGCGCGGGUAUUCGGCGAUCUUGUGCCCGAGGAGAGGCCCGGCAGGGUGGCCGCGGCAGAUGCCGUCCCCAGGGCCGUUCGGGCCACCCGGGUGGAGGCGCUGGGCCCGUCCCCCGAGCCCCCGCUGCCUAGGAGCCUCCCGGCCCAUCGAGCCGCCCCCGGCCCGGCCCUGGAGCUCGGGGGCAGCAGAGGCGGCUCCCCGGCCCCCGGGGCGCCGGCCCCGACCGGGGGGCCGCUCUCCGAAGGCCCGGCGCCCAAGGGCAGGCGGCCCGGCCACGGCCCCGAGGCCGACCCCGGGGCGCCCCCGAACCCCCGGGGCCAGGAAGGUGAGCCCCCGGACUGUCCCCCUCCCGGGAGGGAGGCGGGAGGGCCGUCCCCAGCGACCGGAGCGGACGGCGGAGGCGGCAGUUGCCCGCACCAGACACUGCGCUGCAGGGUCAGCAGGCCGGGCAGUCGGGAGAAACCUGACGCCGAGGAGGACACGGCGCUGCUGGUCACGGCCACGUUGGUGACCACCACGGUCACUCCCGAAUCUGACACGAAAAAGCCCGGCGCCCGGGCCCCGGGACGGUCCCGCGGGGCCGCGCGGGCCGCCGCCCUGCCCGACGGCGACCGGGACCCCGAGGCGGAGCCUGUGGUGGCCAGGCCCGCCAGGGUCCCCUCUGGCCCUCCAGAGGGUCCCGACGCCCCCGGUAAGGCCCGGAGGCCCUACAGCCCACGCGAGGCUCUGUGGUCCCGGGGCCACAUACAGCCCGUCAUCGUGGAGAAAGACGUCAAGGAGGUGAUGGGCGGCGGCGGCGGCGGCGGCGUGGCCGACGGGCCCCUCGAGAAGCCACGGGUCGGGCCGAGGCCCGGGGCCGGCAAGGUGACCAGCAGCAUAACCAUCUACCCGUCCGACGGCGGCGGCGGCGAAGGCCCCCGGGAACGGCACACGUCCACCAGCAACAUCCGCGUGGCCCCGGCCGAGCCGCCCUCCGCCGCCGCCGCUGGCCACGUCCACGCCCCCGUGGAGAUCUCCAUCCACAAGACGGACCUCACGCUGCAGCUGGCCGAGGCCGAGAGGCCCGGCGACGCCUCCCCGCGCCCCAGGCCCGAAACCGUCGUCUCCCGGAGCAGUUUCACCCUCAGGCCUUCCGACUCGGCUCCCGAGGGCGGAGGCGGCCAGCCCCCCGCGGAGACCAUCCGGUGGAAGAGCCACCAGCCGCCCCCGGAAGGCGGCCCGGCUGACGGCGGCCGCCACGUGACCGUCAGGAGCGCCUGGAAGUCCAAGUGGGACGUCGCCUCCCCGGGAGCCCAGCGGGCGACCACGGACGGCUUCGACCUGGAGCGGGCCGGGCCCGACGGCCCCUGGGACGCCCUCGAGGUCUCCCCGCGCGGGGCCCACAGCAGCCUCACGGCGUCCGAGCUGCCAUCCGGCCGCCCCGGGAUCUCGGACGGCACCCCUGUGGCUGCCUGGAGUCGCCCACCAGCAACGGAGGAAGGCGGAGACGGACCCCCCGGGCCCCGGCGGAGGAGGCACCGCUCUGCGGAGCGCCCGGAGCCCCCCCCCCCAGAAGCCGUCCUGCAACAACUGUGAGCCAGCACCGGAGCCCGUGGCCGGGCGGGCCCAGGAGCGAGCACGGCCACCCAGGCGUCGGCCCGAAGACAACUGAGCCGACGGGGGUGAGACACUCCGCUCCAUCCCACGCUCCGGCCCAGCCUCCCUUCCCCCAGGUUCCCCCCGACCCCGACCUAGGGCUGCCCAGGGCCAGGGCCGGGGUACGGAGGAGGCUCGGCCUUCCGUCCGUUGUGCCCCCACAGCUACUCCGUCCCUAGACCUGGGACAGCCUCGACCGGAGGGGUGAGACGUGUCUGGGGGGGCUGGGACACCCAUCUAGAGAGGGACUGGUCCAGGCGGCCGUUACUCAGCUGCGAGGGCCAGUUGUUCUGGGGGCCUGGGCACGCCGGGAUGGCUACCUGCCUUCUCCCAGCUCCUUCCCCUUGUUUGCGUAUGUGCCCAUGCGUCGUUUUUGACAGGCUCAUUUAGGGAGUUGGUGACGUUGGCUUUUGCCACGGGCAUCUCUGCUUCCAUAUUUGAACCCGUUUGCCGGGUGGCUUGCGUCUGCCCAUCAGCUCCGUGAGGGCAGGGACCGACCCUUACCCCCAUCCUGCGCCCAGUUCUGUGGGAGUCCCCCAGCCAAAUGUCGCUGCGUGAAUGCCACCCCUACCCCCUCGGGGGAAGAAUUCCGCGGCGGUUCCCCUCGGACCCGUUUCGCUGCUCCGCUCCCGUCGGGCACAGCUUGGUGCCCUACCCGUGGUAGUCACCUUGUAGGGCCCGCUGCCAAACCCUUGAUGACGAGGAGGACAAAGAUCCGGGCCUUGGGUCGAACUUGCCGAUAGCGGAGAGAGUAGGCAGGUUGACCUGUGUGCCAGCCCAGAGAGCGGACAGGGCUCCCCCUCCGCCGCCCGGCUCCCCACCCCCAGUCCUGUCCCGACCCAAACGUGGCUGUUGUCUGUCUUGCAGGCCUGUUCCCGCUCCGCUUGGCUCAUCUCCCAGCCGCCCCCUCCUCUCCCCCAGCCCCGCUUCCCUCCUGCUCCUGCAGCUACCGCCUGUUGGUCUAGCCCAACUCCGCCCUGCCCGAGCUGUCCCGGCCGCCGUGGCCGGCCCGCCGGCUGGGCCGCUCUGGUUCCCCGCCCUGCCCCUCCUGCGUCCCUUCCCGUCACCCAGAGUGGCACUGGGAGCUGCCGUGGCACCGGGCACGUGCUUGUUUCUCUUACUCAGGGGCAGGCUUGCCCCUGCAACCCAUCUACCUGGGGGCCUCGUCCCAAAUGCCCUCCCCACCUCUUGUUCUGCUAGUUCAAAGCCCCUUGUGCUCUCCCACACCCCCGGGGAUCCCCCUGGCCGGGAGCUGACCCACCUUCUCCCUCUCUUUCCUCCACUCCCCGUCACCAUGCAACCUCCCCCUGCCUUUCACCUGGCACCUCAGGGGCCCCUCAGGGCCCCAGACUCUCCCAGGAGAGACUGCUGCUGCCACCGCCACCACUACGGCAGGUGAAGUUGGAGAGGCCGGUGUGGGGUGACCUCGCCCCCGACCCGACACCGCCAAGUCGCGGCCUACCCCGGGGCCGGAGCCCACGGGUGCUGCCCUCCUGCCCCGCUUCCCUCAUCGGGCCCGAUCGGAGGGCGGAGGAGGGCUUGGGGUGGCUCCGCCUCUCCUACCUUGCACACUCAGAGAGCGGGCUGCCGCUUUUUCUUUUAAACACUCACCUUCUCCGCGGGGCCUGGCUCGGAUCCGGAUGCGGGCCUGCCCCGGGGGAGCCGGAAAUUUCAAAGUUAAGAUGAGUGAUGUUUGGGUCCCGCUCUGGCUGAGGGAGGUGCCGGAGGAGGAACUGUGGCGCUGCCCCCCACCCUCCUCACCCGCCCUCUUGGCCCACAGGGGAGGGGACGGUUGGGGCCGGGGGAAGCGGAGAUGGCUACAGCAGGGACCCUGGGCCCGAAUCCUCCAUCCCCGGGGAGUGAGAAAGUGACCAAAUGGCAUGGCUGCUCUGCCGGGGAGAGGAUGAGGAUGGGCCGGAGGGUCGCCGCUUCCCUGCCCCCGGGCUGGCGUGGGGCCCCUCGCCGGGCAGCGCCGUGCCCGAACUGUAUGGAAUGUAUUUUUAAAAGAAUAAAAUAUAUUUUUUUGUAUUGUUAAAAGGCUGGUGGGCGGGAAGGGGCAACUGGCUCUCCCGCUCCGGCCCCCGGCCACUGGCGGCCGCGACUCCGCCGGGGCAAGAAGCGGACGGCCGGAGAGGCUCUGACCCACGGGCCCACCGACCCUCCCUCCCUCCCCGCACAUCGCCAGGAGGCCGGGGGCGGGGGCGAGCUGGACUCGGACCAGGCCGCGAGGGGGGCCGUGGCCGCAUGUUGAGGUGAAACCCAGACGUCUGCAUGUCCCCUCCGGCCCUGGUGCUGACCUGCUCGACGGCACACACAGUAUGUAACCAAUAAAGCGCUCUAAUUUGUA